AUGUUUAAAUUUAUAUUAUUUUUAUUUUCUGUGUUUAUUGUAAGAAGUGAAUCUGCAAAAAUAUUGGCAGUAUUUCCGUUUCCUUCCAUAAGCCAUCAAGUGGUUUUUCGUCCUCUAAUGCUGGAACUAGCUAAACGAGGUCACGAGGUCACGGUGAUAACGACAGAUCCAGAAUUUCUAAAAGGUCAAACUCCUCAGAAUCUGAUAGAAAUUGAUCUACACGACAUGUCCUACGAUCACUGGAAUAAAUAUUUAAGAGCUGGUGGAAAGCAUAAAGAUCCAAUUAAAACGUUAGAUACGGUAUGUGACGUUGUAUAUGGUUUGAUUUACAAACAGUUGAAUUCCAGUGAAGUUAAAGAGUACAUUCGUAAUAAUAAAAAUAUUGAUUUAUUAAUUAUCGAAUCUAUAAUGGCACCCGCCUUAGUUUUAUCGCAUAUUUAUAAUGAUGUACCAGUUAUUGAAUUCAGUUCCUCGGGCGGUAUCCAGUUGACACUUGAAAUGAUGGGAGCUGCCACACAUUCUCUAUUUUAUCCAGAUAUUUUUCACAGAAGAAUUUUUAACCUGACGCUGUGGGAUAAAAUUACAGAAAUGUAUGUUGAAUAUUCAAUGAGUCAAGUUUUUGAAAAACAUUUCACGGACGUUAAAUUGUUAAGGUCAAUGUUUGGUCCAAAUGUUCCUGAUUUGAGAGACAUAAGGAGGCGAAAUGUGCAGAUGUUAUUUUUAAACUUACAUCCUAUUUGGGAUUCUAAUCGUCCUGUUCCACCAAACGUAGUGUACCUAGGAGGCUUACACCAGAAACCUCAACGUGAACUACCACAGGAUCUGAAAUCUUAUUUAGAUUCUUCUGAACAUGGAGUAAUUUAUAUUAGUUUUGGUACAAAUGUUAAACCGUCAAUGUUUCGUCCUGAAAAGUUAAAAAUAUUCACCGAUGUCCUUUCUCAACUUCCUUAUGAUGUUUUAUGGAAAUGGGAUGACGAUGUGCUCGCAGGACGUCCUAAGAAUGUUCGAAUUUCGAAGUGGCUACCGCAGUCUGAUUUGCUGCGUCAUCCAAACAUUAAGCUUUUUAUAACGCAAGGAGGCCUACAAUCAACGGAUGAAGCAAUUACUGCAGCGGUUCCUCUUAUUGCUGUGCCCAUGAUGAACGAUCAGUGGCAUAACGCUGAACGCUAUGUUGAAUUUAAUAUCGGGAAAAAACUUUUAAUCGAAGAACUGACGGAGAAGCAGCUCAUGGACGCUAUCGUAACUAUUAUCAACGACGAUUGCUACCGUCAAAAUAUUCGUAAAUUGCGUGACGUGAUGCACGAUCAACCACAGUCACCAUUAGAGCGCGCUGUUUGGUGGACAGAAUACCUGAUAAGGCACGGAGGAGAACACCUUCGAGCACCUACAGCUAACUUGCCCUGGACAGAGUAUUAUCAACUGGAUUUAGUAUUGCUGGUAGUAGCAGCUCUUGUGGUAGUUUUGGUAUUAUCAGUAUUAAUUGUCUACUGCAUUGUUUCUUACAUAAGAUGUUUUAUGCGUGGAAAAGUUAAGGUUAAUUAAAUAAAAUUAAUAAAGCCUAUUUAAAA
Messenger RNA from Melitaea cinxia (Glanville fritillary), 1568 nucleotides. Its product is annotated as UDP-glycosyltransferase UGT5-like. Gene Ontology annotation, molecular function: UDP-glycosyltransferase activity. The record is from RefSeq and is a predicted model, not a curated record. The transcript has 4 exons. NCBI's taxonomy places the organism in Eukaryota, Metazoa, Arthropoda, Insecta, Lepidoptera, Nymphalidae. The coding region runs from base 1 to 1542 and encodes 513 amino acids.